Messenger RNA from Dentiscutata erythropus, 390 nucleotides. Lineage: Eukaryota; Fungi; Glomeromycota; Glomeromycetes; Diversisporales; Gigasporaceae. The record is from the annotation of a GenBank genome assembly.
AUGAAAACACCACCAUUAACUAUUAAAUCAAUAAGAAAACUCAGAAAUGAAGAACAUAAGAUGGUUGAUUAUGAACAGAAUUCACCGUACGAAGUAGAGGUAGAAGAAGAAAUUGUAUAUGAAAAUGGAGUUUCUCAUUUAAUUUGGUUUUUUGCCAAUGCAGAUUACGAAAGUAUCAAACCUGCUAUGUGGAUUCCUGACGCACCUAUAAUAUAUUAUUUUCUUAGCAAUUUAGGAAAAAAGGUAGAAAUACCUUUAUUAAACAAAUGUUUUAUAAAUGAACGAACAACCUAUUCAAUUAAAGGUACUAAAAGCCUUUUACAAAUUAUCAACGAAGGAAAAUCUAAUCCAGACUUAGUAAAUAAAGCGCAAAAAAUUGCAAAUGAAUGA